AUGCAAGUGGUAACAUCAUGCCAAGCGCCAAUGACUUUUGUUGUACUCACGCUUAAUCGAUACUGUUCAAUAAUUUAUAGUAGAAAGGCAUUUUUUAAAAGCAACAAAUUUAUAGCAAUAUCUAUUGGUAUUCAAUGGUUCAUUGGUUUUCUUAUAGCAUUGCCAUUUCCAAUACUUCUAAAACCGUAUUGUGCUCUACCAUCUUGGUUGAUGCCAUAUUAUUUACUUCCUUUCCAAGUAAUUCCACCAAUUACUAUUCUUGUUCUCAAUCUUUUAAUAUUCAAAUAUGCUCAUUCUUCUACUCGUCGAGUUCAACCGCAACAUGGUGCAACUAUAGUUAUCAGACCAAAGAUUAAUGCACGUGAUCUUCAUUUAUUAAAACACUAG
This is a messenger RNA of Adineta steineri, 387 nucleotides long. NCBI's taxonomy places the organism in Eukaryota, Metazoa, Rotifera, Eurotatoria, Adinetida, Adinetidae. The record is from the annotation of a GenBank genome assembly.